Messenger RNA from Arachis duranensis, 942 nucleotides. Its product is annotated as transcription factor bHLH51-like. The coding region runs from base 1 to 942 and encodes 313 amino acids. The transcript is spliced from 3 exons. The record is from RefSeq and is a predicted model, not a curated record. Gene Ontology annotation, biological process: regulation of DNA-templated transcription. Gene Ontology annotation, molecular function: protein dimerization activity; DNA-binding transcription factor activity. Lineage: Eukaryota; Viridiplantae; Streptophyta; Magnoliopsida; Fabales; Fabaceae.
AUGCGGACGGCAGAAGCAGCUAGAAGCUUUAGCGGUGGUCUCAAAAGUCACAGAACCACUCCCAGCGGUCAGAAUCACAGAAACGCAGCUCCCUUCUUCGGCAGCGACACCUGUGGCGGCAUGAACCCUUUUCUGACGGCGGCAGUUCCGACGGGGGCGGCGCCGGUGACGCUAGCACGGCUGGGCACGGUGGUUGAACCCCAACUCAGCCUCAGGUCUCUUUGUCUCUCCUCUGCUCUCGAGCUCUCUCCCUCUGGCUCGACCAUAAGCGACGACGACGACUCCACGGCGGGAACGACGACGGCGUGGCAUUACUAUGCACCAAACAGUAACAAUAAUUCUUCCUUUUCAGUACCAACACAGAUAGUGCCUCAUGCCUAUGACUCAGCCUUUGCCUCUCUUCAAUUCCAAUAUCCAUGGCCUUUAGCCUUUGAAGGGUUUCCAGAAGAUAGAGCUGCAAGUGCUUCUAAGAGCCAUAGCCAAGCAGAGAAAAGAAGAAGGGACAGGAUCAAUGCACAGCUUGCAACUCUUAGAAAACUGAUUCCUAAGUCUGAUAAGAUGGACAAGGCUGCAUUACUAGGGAAUGUAGUAUAUCAUGUGAAGGAUCUAAAGCGAAAAGCGAUGGAUGUGAGCAAAAGCAUCACAGUUCCAAGUGAAAUUGAUGAAGUAACAAUAAUAGAGUGUGACCCUGAUCAAGAUGAAAGCUAUGCUAAAGUGAAGAUACUGAAGCACAACAUUGUAAUUUCAGUUUGUUGUGAUGAUAGACCUGAACUUUUCAGUGAACUCAUUCAAGUCCUAAAAGGGUUGAGGCUCAUAAAUCAAGAUCAUAACAUAUUCAGAAGCAGCAAACAGCUAACAGAAGUAGCAAAACAGAAGCAGCAAAACAUACUCAAAAUAAAAAACAUCAGAAAAUCAGAAUCCAAAAUCAAGAAGGCAGCAUAG